AUGCGCUACAUUAUCGAGGGUGAAGGCGGCUUCACAGCCGUGCACGGUAAAAGAAUCCAAAUGAAGAAAGGAGACGUGAUCCUAACACCAACCUGGAACUAUCAUGAUCACGGCAAGGAUGGUUCGGGACCCAUGAUAUGGCGGCUUGAUGGUCUGGAUUUGCCCAGUUUCAGACACUUUCCAGUUCAUUUUGUGGAACAUUUUGAACAGCCUUGGUAUCCGGCUGAGAAUAUAGAUACUAGCUCAUCGCCAAUUGUGUUUCCCUGGGUCCAGAUGAAGGCGCGGCUAGACGCAGCACCGGGCGAUUGGGCUGCGCAGAGAUAUUUGAAAGCGAAUGGUCAUGAAGUGAGCCGUGUACUUGGCGGUGCUGCUGAACGAUUGAAUGCCAAAACUUCAAGCCCCUCACGUCGAGAGACAUUGUCCUCUGUCUAUCAUGUCAUCUCAGGAAGCGGCUAUACCACUGUAGGAGGAACAAAGCUCGAAUGGAAGACGGGGGAUACGUUCGCUAUACCUUCCUGGCAUAAAUACCAGCAUUUUGCGAAUGCGGUAGAAAUGGUAUAUCUGUAUCGUUUCGAUGAUAAGCCUAUGAUUACAGCUUUGGGCUUCUUCUGCGAGGAGGGGGUGGACGUGGAAAAGCUUGUUUCGGAGUAG
Talaromyces marneffei is the source of this 651-nucleotide messenger RNA. RefSeq lists its product as uncharacterized. NCBI's taxonomy places the organism in Eukaryota, Fungi, Ascomycota, Eurotiomycetes, Eurotiales, Trichocomaceae. The transcript is spliced from 2 exons. The record is from RefSeq and is a predicted model, not a curated record. Gene Ontology annotation, molecular function: dioxygenase activity. The coding region runs from base 1 to 651 and encodes 216 amino acids.